Messenger RNA from Phytophthora sojae, 1707 nucleotides. RefSeq lists its product as hypothetical. The transcript is spliced from 3 exons. NCBI's taxonomy places the organism in Eukaryota, Oomycota, Peronosporomycetes, Peronosporales, Peronosporaceae. The record is from RefSeq and is a predicted model, not a curated record. The coding region runs from base 1 to 1707 and encodes 568 amino acids.
AUGGACCCAGCAGCUUCAGCACCGGAAGGAGCAAGCGACCCUCGUCCACUCAAGCGCCCGAAGCACGCCAAGCUCCCUGACAAGAUCCUGGCUCUACCGCAUGUACUCAAGCUACUUCAGACGUUCCUGAUGACGCCCGAACGGGCCACCAUAGAGGCAGCGCGCACUGGCAACAUGCCAUGGCUAGCCCAACUACUGGAAAACUACGAUUGCGAGGUGCCGCAAGCCAUGGUAUAUGCUGCUGCGAACGGUCAGCUCAGAGCGGCGGUCAUGCAGUUCUUCGCAUUCUUCCACUGCGCCCUGACGGACGAAACCAGGAGAAUUCUGCUAAAAUCACUAGAACUGCAGGCGUGUGGUGCAGCUCAUGCCGUUCUGAACGACGCAGCAGGAAACGGACAACUGGAAGUGGUCAAAUGUGUCGUGAAACAUGCAAACGAGAACGGAUACGAGUGGCGGUUCCUGGUCACUAGUUCGGGAUCUGAGGCGCUAGCACGUGCUAUCACCGGAAAACACGCUGGCGUCGUGGAUUAUUUGCUACAAGCGAGUGGAUUCCGCUGGAACCUGGUUGACGCUUUUGAGGCCGCAGUGGUUACGGAUAAUGAAGUGCUGGUGGAGAAGAUUUACGAGUUAUUCUCGCAGCGGGAAGGCGAUUUCAAGCUGUUUAUCGAGUUGGCAUGGUGGGGAAAGCUUCGCGGUGUGCAGUAUCUGUAUCGAAAUGGUUACGCCUCCCCGGAGUUGGUAAACGAGGCUUUUCUGAAAACUGCAGGUUUCCACUGGUCUCCUGUCGUCAUCUACCUGCACGAUACGGGCCUGAUUACGUCGGACGUGUUUGACAAGGCAUUCAUCAUGGCAGUCAGCGCAACGUGGACCACCACGAAGACGGUGGAAUACUUCUGUCACCUGAAGCGCGCCUCCGCGGAAGCGAGGAGCAAGGCAUUUGUGACUGCGCAUUGCCCUGAGAGAGUCAAGAUACUUCUCGAGAACGAACGCAUCUCAGAUGCAUCUAUCAUCGACGCGUUCACGUUAUCUGGAUACGCACACCGAUACUUGUCCAAACACUACUUGUCGCGCAGCAUCGACUUCGUCAAGUUGCUGGGCAAGAAUGCCUGCAUUCCGGCCGAAGUUAUUGGUGAGGUGUUUGUGACCGCAGCCUCGAAGAACUGCCCCGAGCUAGUGGGGCUAUUGCGGAACGACCCUCGCAUGUCUGGCGAGAUGGUUGAGAAGGCCUUCGUUGGGGCUGCUGGAGAGGAAGAUUGCAAGCUGGUGCAAUCCCUGUACGACAAGAAAAUCCUUUCACCAGAGACGAUCUUGGCUGCUUUUGAAAGUGCCGCUGCAAUGGGAUCGGACGACGUAGUGAAGGAGAUUGUCAUGUACCUGUCCGAUGCUGCGCAUGUGCCCAGACUGAUCAGGCUCAAGUCUUUCGUGGAAGCGCUGGGCGCGACGGAGGAUUUAGUGAAGAAGAGCUUCAUCCGCGAAGUGAUUUGUGACCAACUCUUUGAUGCGAGAGCUCCUGAGCGCUUUGAGACCCUCGCGAAGUGCAUGGACAAGUGGGCGGUCCACGGAACCGGUUCGAAGGCCCGGUUAAGUGAACCGGAUGUUUCCGACUUGGAGAAACCACGGCAGAAGUGGUUUCGAAGCCAAGAACAGCGAGAGCGCGGCGCUCACUGUUCUCCGGGGUCAAGUCUACGCGAAAUACUAGAAGGGUAG